AUGGAGUACAUGCUCAAAGACUUGGCCAAGGCCCGCGUAGAGCAGACGCAGAACUCGUUCAAGAGCACAUCGUUCGGCUUAAGGACAAUGUUCAUUUACUGCAUUGAGAAAGUAUGUAUUCGCUCACAUCUCGCGUGA
Molecule: messenger RNA, 138 nt
Organism: Phytophthora nicotianae INRA-310
Lineage: Eukaryota; Oomycota; Peronosporomycetes; Peronosporales; Peronosporaceae
Exons: 2
Coding region: 1-138 (45 amino acids)
Source: RefSeq, a predicted model, not a curated record